AUGGCACCCAAAAGAAAAUCGGAUGGCGCCGCGGGAAGCAGCGUUGCCAAAAAGCCCAACAAUGCCACCGGGAACAAACCCGACGAGCCAACACCCUGGCAACACCCACGCUGGUCAGAAGUCUCUGCUUCUGGAAACUCGGACGCGGCCUUUCGUGAAGCUAUGAAAAAGCCCGACCAGAACCCCUUUGCAUACCUCAAUGUGUGCAAGCAACUGCUCGAGCAGAUCCCGGAGGAAAUUCAGCGCGAACGCGAAAACAGGGAUGACGAGAUCCAGGCUGGCGCAUGGCGAUUCAACAUGAUGCGCGAACAACUUCCAUAUCGAAACCCGGAAACAUUUGGAAUGAUGAUGUUCAGCGAUUACCCCAUCUGGGGUACAAUCGAAGUGAUUGAAAAUCAGAUAUUGGACUUCAAUGAGGCGACCGACUGGAGGGAACAGUGGGCAGUCUGCGAAGCCUUUAUCAUGCUCCUCGGGGCGGAGGAACUUAAGGCCAUGGGAUGGUCCGAGGAACCCGCUGAUUUCCUGACACUUGUGGAGGGUGGUUUCCUCACGAUGCUUGCCAAGCUUGAGAGCCUCAAUCUCCUGAAGCCAGACUCGGAGGUGAAAAAUCUCGGUGCGAUCAUGUCCUUGGCUAUUGGAAAUGCGUAUGAACUGGCCAAUUAUGGCCUGGAGUUCGAGGGCCUUGACAAGAAGGUUCUGGCCUAUGCUCUCAAGCACGAUAUCGUUCUGCCAGGGCUCCUUCGUACGGAGAAGACCGUCAAGGAACUCUCGGACAAGGCUCGUGCAUUCAAUCUUCCUGAAUAUGAUGCAAACGACAACGAUCCCUGGCAAUUGACGAAGACUUUGAAGAAGUACACCCCAGCGGGAGAGGGGAAGAAGAUGGGCGGGGACAAGUAUGAUGUGACGAGCUGGACAUCGGCCAAGCGCAAGAAGAACAGCUCAAAUCGCAAGGAUCCUUGCUCGAAGGAGAUGAUGGAUAAUAUCAAGAAUGGAAUGGUUCUGUCACUGGCUACUUAG
Molecule: messenger RNA, 1017 nt
Organism: Penicillium cosmopolitanum
Lineage: Eukaryota; Fungi; Ascomycota; Eurotiomycetes; Eurotiales; Aspergillaceae
Exons: 3
Coding region: 1-1017 (338 amino acids)
Source: RefSeq, a predicted model, not a curated record